Panicum virgatum (switchgrass) is the source of this 904-nucleotide messenger RNA. RefSeq names its product glycine-rich cell wall structural protein 2-like. The record is from RefSeq and is a predicted model, not a curated record. The transcript has a single exon. NCBI's taxonomy places the organism in Eukaryota, Viridiplantae, Streptophyta, Magnoliopsida, Poales, Poaceae. Bases 1 to 687 code for a protein of 228 amino acids.
AUGGCUACCGGUAAGCUCUUAGCUGCCGCUCUUAUUGUCCUGUUAAGCAUUGGAAUAACCAAUGCUAUUAGGGUGGUAAACCAUGCCACUGCUGAUGGCCAAGGUAGAGGUGGGGGUGGCGGUAGCGGAACCGAAAACGCCUAUGGCUCAGGCUCUGGAUCUGGCUAUGGCUCCGGCAAUUCCUAUGAUAGUACUUCUCAGGGUACUUCUUCUGCUAGUGGAUCUGGUGAGGGUUCUGGUGGUGGCGGUUGGCAAGGUUAUGAUCAAUAUGCCUCAGGUCACGGAGGAGGGGGUGCAUCUGGCUCAGGCCAUGGUGACUCCGGUGAUUUUUACAGUAAUGGGGCUUCCUAUGCAAAUGGGCGUGGGGGCGGCGGUGGCUCCGGAGGAAGUUUUGGCAACGGCCAAGGGUAUGGUGAUGGUUCAGGAAAUGGGCAAGGUUCUGCCUACAGCAAUGGACCAUAUGGUUCAAGCGACGCCAAUAGUGGAGGAAGCGGAGGUGGAAGGGGUGGUGGUCAUGAUGGUGGAUUUGGCGGUGGUUUUGGCAAGGGGUCAGGAAGCAGCAAUGGAGCUACUUGGGGUGGCUACAAUGAUGGCACUGUCAGCGAACCACCACAAGCGGUUAGCGAACCACCACAGGCGGUUAGCGAACCACCACAGGCGGUCAGCGAACCACCACUGGCUUAUUAAUGUCUUUUAUUUUGGUGCAAUGUCAGCCUUGGGUGACAUGUAGUUAUUCCGUUGUUUGAGCAUAUAUAUUUUUCUACAAAUAAACCAUGCCAUCUGUUAGUUACAAUUUACGUCUAGGUUGUACUAAUUAAAUGUGGGUAUGAUGCAUGCUGACCGAUGUCUCAAAGCAUGUUUUAGUUGUGAUUCCUUAAUCCAUGGAUAUGAAUGCUUUGCUUUG